Molecule: messenger RNA, 450 nt
Organism: Fulvia fulva
Lineage: Eukaryota; Fungi; Ascomycota; Dothideomycetes; Mycosphaerellales; Mycosphaerellaceae
Exons: 2
Coding region: 1-450 (149 amino acids)
Source: RefSeq, a predicted model, not a curated record
AUGUCGCAAGAAACACCAUGUGCUCAAGGAGCGCACAUCCUGAAGCUGCCCAUGGAGCUACUCGAGAUGAUCGCUGACCAAGUCGACACCGAGACUGGUAUCCUCAGCAUGCGCCUCGCCUGCAAAGAGCUGUCUGCCGCCGCUUUCAAGUCUUUCUCGGACGAGUACUUUGACGAAGUGUCUUGCUUCAUGCUGGACCCAAAGCGCCUUCUAAGAGCAAAACACAUCAUAUCCACGCCACAUCUAGCCCGGCGCGUCACCUCCUUCAACUUUACUCUCAACCACCUCGACCGUGAGGACUGUUUGGUUUUCGCUACCGCGCAACACGAGACCGACGCAGAGGCGAUGUUUGGACAAUCUCAGACGGCAGCUGACAAGCAUGGGCUCUUUACGACAACGGACAGAGUGCCUUCUCGACGUCACUACCGUCAUGGGUGGAAUCAAUCAUGA